Miscanthus lutarioriparius is the source of this 786-nucleotide messenger RNA. The record is from the annotation of a GenBank genome assembly. Lineage: Eukaryota; Viridiplantae; Streptophyta; Magnoliopsida; Poales; Poaceae.
AUGCCGAGCACCCCGGUGCUCGCGCAGUUCUGCAUAGCCCUGCUCGAUCGCGCCGGCAAUCCGGUGCCGUCCCACACCCAGGCCCGCCCCGUGACCCGUUUCGCCGCCCACGCCGCGCACUGGGGCUUCAACACCUUCAUCCAGAGGGAAGUGCUCGAGAAGUCGAGGUACCUCAACCUCAAGGAUGACUCCUUCUGCGUCUGCUGCGAGGUCAACGUCGUCACUGGGUUCCGCGCUGAGGACGCCGCCGCCACCGCGUGCGUCCGCGUCCCGCCGCCAGACCUGUCGCAGAAGUUUGGCGAACUCCUGCGGAGCGAGCUGGGUGCCGACGCCCAGCUGUUCGGUGCCAUGAAGGAGGCCUCGCUUUCCGCUGGGGAGCACUGUUGGGUGGAGAUUGAUGACAUGAGGGCAGACGUGUUCAGGAAUUUGUUACAUUUCAUCUACACUGACGCGCUGCCCACCAAGCCCGAGCACCAGGAAGAGACCCUCAUCAUGGCUCAGCACCUGCUCGUUGCCGCGGACAGGUAUGGCAUGGAGAGGCUCAAGCUCAUCUGCGAGGACAUUCUGUGCAGGCACAUCGACGUCAGCACCGCAGCCACCACACUGGCCCUUGCUGAGCAGCACCGAUGCCAGGGGCUCAAGGAAGCAUGCUUUCAGUUCCUCAAGAAGUCUCCUGGGUCGCUGAAUGCUGUCAUGGCAACUGAUGGAUUUGACCAUCUAGUCAACAGCUGCCCGGACAUUAUAAAGGAAUUGAUGUCUAGACUUGUUGCUGCCCAUUCCAACUGA